CUUCACCGGAUCAGAACACACAACGUUGCUAAGGAGUCUGCAAUAUAAAUAUAAAUGAUGUAUUUAUAUGGAAAUCUGAAGAGAUGCUGUCUCUGCUUGAAUUAAGAGAUCUCUGUUUAUUUUUGGUGCUCUGAGACACCUUCAUGUCAUUCAACAUGGGCAAAGAACAGAAAUGCAUUCUUUGUGAAACUGUCUAUAGCUCCAAAAAGGAGAUGGAAGAGCACAUAAGAAGUAUGCUGCACCAUCGGGAGCUGGAGAAUCUGAAAGGCCGGGACUGCGGACAUGAGUGCCGGGUCUGUGGAGUGACAGUGGUGAGCCUGACUGACUACGCCAGUCACAUUUCCUGCCCCUUACACAAACAGCGUAUUGAUGAUCUGAAGAACCAGCCUUUAAACGAAGACAAAGAUGAGGAGUACUUUGACAAAGAGAUUGUGCAGCUUAUUGAGAAACGCAAGGAAAUUGUCAAAAAAGAAGAGGCUGCUGCAAAGCAGGCUAAAGAGGAGCAGGAGAACAUGAAGAGGUGGCAGGAGCAUCAGGCUCAGUGGCAGGGGCCAAGGCCUUUGAUGUACCAGCAGUAUGGCUCUUGGGACCGACCCUAUCCCAACUUCCCUCAAAUGCCCAAAAGGGGCAAAGGCUCCAACUGGCAGAAUUUUAGAUUUUCCUCCUCUGACUGCAGCCACUGGUCCAACCCUAACCAACAGAUUAGGUGUGCCACAUGGCAUGCUGAAGGACCUCCUGACUUGCACAGAUGGAGAUUCAUGGAUCGACAGGGAGGGAGUUUGCGCAACCAAGGAAAUAUCUGGGGUGGUAGACAAGGUGGCUACGGGGUCUGCCCUCCAAAACUAAGAAAUCAGUCUCCCUGGAAAAACAGUCAGUGGCAGGGACAAUAUGUGUCACCUAAGCACUUUAAAUCUCCUGCAAGAGAACAACCGAAGACACCCAACUGCACAGAGAGUCAGACAAAGGGCCAGCAGAGUGUAGAAGAAUCUGGUGGAGAGAAUGAUCACAACAAAGGUAAGGGUCAGAAGUCUGAAAAAGCUCACAGAUGGGUACCAUAUCCACCAGCUAAACUUGGGGAUUCUUCAUCUCAAAUGAUGCCUCAGCCAAUCUCAGAAAAGUCAGAUGUGGAAUCUCAUGAAAAUUGUAAGGUACAAAGUUUAAUCAGGAGCAACCAGGACGUGGAGAACAAAUCUAUAGCAGACCAGAGAAACUGCCAGUAUAAACCCACAGAGCCCUACCAUGAAGCCAAUGAUUGCAGGCAGAACCAGAAACGUUACAUCAAGAACAGUGGCAGUAGUAGCACAUACUCAUUCACCUCCACAACUAAACGUUUAGAGAAGUCUAGCAACCAUGCUCGAAAUGGGGUUUCUUGGACCCAGUGUUCAAAGACUAAUCUCAGGCAAGUGGCAACUCAAGACUCUGUCAGUUCUAAAGGUUCUCUGCAUUCCCAUUCAAGUUCCAAAUUCCCACAACAUGCCAUCUUUAAUGCAGAACAAGAACAUCUCCUAUCAGAGAUGCUGCGAAAAGCCAAGGAGACCUUGCUUAAUAGAAAGAGCUCAGUUCACACUUCUGGCCCAGAGGACUACACUAAAGGAACAAAUACAGUUUCUCAGAUUAAGGAACCCCUGCAAGUAGAGAGUUUAGAGCAAAGUAAGGUUAAAAAAUUACAUGAACGUAAGAAGAAACUGAACAAGCACAAGGUACAAGAGGGGCAGACUUUUGAUGAGCUUAUUAGCAAUGACAAGCAACAGUUCACAAGAACUGAAACAUCACUACAGAUUGGCAGUGUGCGAAAUGACACUAGGCUAUCUCUGCAGUCCUUGCAAGUUAGUACUUCCACUAUUGACCACGAAGAUGAGGGAUAUAGCGAAAGGGAAGAAAACCUUCCCAUAACAGUCCAAGAUCAAGUCAUAGACACACUAGAUGAAGAAUUGUGCCCACUUGGAGAGGAAUCCCAUAGCAGUCCAUCCGAACCAACAGCAGGCAGUUCAGUGCCCCCUUUAAGCAAGCUUGCCUUGCCUGCAUGUCUCAAAAGGGAUCUGAACCGCCAUAUGGGUACCAAAGGCAAAGCAACAGCCCAUGAGCCCAACUUGAAUAUUGCCAGACGUAUUAGGAAUGUGAAUGACUCACGGAAGAAUGAAUCAGAGAAGGACUGUGGACUCAAGCCCACCUUGCGGCAGCUCAUUAGCUCCUCUUGCUCCCGGCGGAAUGUCAACUGGGACCAGGUCUACCAGGAAGUCAAACGCAAGAAGCAAGAGCAGGGCAAGGGCUUACCAAGAUUUGGUAUAGAAAUGGUGCCCUGUGAGCCUGAGGGUAAUAACCAAAUGAAUGAAAAUGAUGACCCUCUUUGUGAGGGCUUCCAUUGGGACUCUCUGUUGGACUUCAAUCAAGUUCCUGUCCCUUCCCGCAAGCGUAGCUUGUCUGAAAGCAGUGUGGUCAAAGAUCACUCUGCUGGCACAAGCUCCCUCCUCAAAACUGUAGAUCCACUGAGGGACGGUCCUCCUAGCAGCCCCUCACAGCAGCUAAGGAGAGAAGAUCUGCAGCCAAAAGGUCAUCUUGAGAUACAGGGUCCAAAUUGGUCACCUCAGGGUCCAGUGGAUGUCGAAGGAGACUGUGGUUGUACAUCAGAGACUGAGCUGAAUGACAUGCAAGGAAAUGGAAAGAAACGUAGAGCACCUACGGAUGUUUUGUCUCCAGAGAUUCCUAAUGAAAAUAGGAAAAGUAAGAGGCAAAAAAUCAAGGCUAAGAAAGAACGUUCUCAAGUGGAUCAGUUGCUGGCAGUAUCUCUACGUGAGGAGGAGCUUAACAGUUCUCUUCAGGCAGUGGACAGUAGUCUUAUUCAGGCACGUGCUGCCCUACAAGCCGCCUAUUUGGAAGUACAGCGCCUGCUUAUGGUGAAACAACAGGUGACCACAGAGAUGAACACUUUAAGAACCAGGCGAAUUGAAAUUCUACAAGGAAUGCAAGGAGAAUUUGAGUUGCCAGAGAAAGAGCAGAGCAAUGAGGAUGUCAUGACUCCAUUAACACAAGUUUCUCAGUUAACCUCCCAAACCCAAAACCAGCCAACCACAGCUACCCAAUCACACUCUCCUUCCCCAACCUCCCCUCUGGCUGUUACCAUCAAACAGGAGCCCAUCUCUCCCAGUAACCUCACCCCUGAGCACCACCUUGUCAAGAGCCCCAUCCCAGGACCCAAUAGCACCACAUCUGUGCAAACAGUGUUUGCAACUUGUCAGACAGAACCUACCUUCAAGUACAUCAGUAGAAUGGACUCUCCCCAAGACAGCACAGGAAUGUCUUUGACUGCAGUUCAAUCAGAUCAUAUACUGCAGCCUUCUCCCUGCACAGAAAGCCUACAAUGCUCUCAUGAAGGGUUAGCCAACCCUUCUUCCCCACUCAUGCCUAUAACCCUCUCCCCCAAGCCACUGUCUCUCUCAAAUCACCCAGAGACUAAUCCAGUUAAGCGUGUUCGGAAGUUGAAGAAGAGGAAGUGUCUUAAGAAGGCAAAGAGCAAUGAACAGCCUGAAAUCAGCGAUUCAGAGCUUGAUGCAGAGCAGCCCUUUUCUCGCCCUUUACGCAAGUUCCGAUCUCAUCCGCGAUCCAGUGGCACCAACAAGUCACCCUCCAUGGCAGAAGUGAUGGGUGAGAAAAAAGAGUUGUUGAUCACCGAAGCUUCAAAGAAUGGACCACAGGAAACCAAGUUAGCACCACCACCAACGAAUGAAGCUCCCGACUCCGAUUCAUCUGAACUAGAGAUUGUGGAGCUUCCGCCACCCUUGCCCACUGAUUUUGUCAAUCUAGAUUCUUCAGAUCCAGAUGAGUUGAUGCCUGAAAAGAAAGUCAAGAGGUCAUUUACUGUGGACACAGACCAUGCAACUACAGACAUCCAAAACCUUGCCUGCAAUGAGGUCACUUCAACCAGUGAAAUUGACACCAGCAGUACAAUAAAGACCUGUGAAAGUGAAAUAAAAUCCACCGCAGUGAUUGAGUCCAAGGUACCUUCAGAUUUGUCAGAUCCUGGGGAGGAGGAGUGUCCUACAGAAGGGGAGUUUGAAGGCCAUAAGGAGGCAGUGAAUGGAAUGCAGAUCCAUAAUGGACUGCUCUACACCUGCUCCGGGGACCGCACGAUACGUGCUUUUGACCUGAUUAGUCGGAAGUGUGUGGCUGUGUUUGAGGGUCACAGCAGUAAAGUAAACUGCCUGUUGGUGUCAUAUGGAGUAGGCCUGCGACAGCGCCUGUAUUCAGGAUCAAGUGACCAAACCAUCCGCUGUUACAGCCUCAAGACAGCAGAGUGUGUGAAACAGCUGUCUAUCCCAGACCGAGUGCUCUGUCUUCAUAACCGUUGGAAAAUUCUCUACGCCGGUCUGGCCAACGGCUCUGUCAUCACCUUCAGUCUCAGGAACAAUAAGCAGUUGGACUUGUUUGAGUGCCAUGGCCCACGGGCCGUGAGUUGCCUGGCGACAGCUCAGGAAGGUGCUCGGCAUGUGCUGCUGGUCGGAUCCUACGAUACCACGAUCAGCGUUAGAGAUGCUAAGAAUGGCCUACUGCUGCGUACUCUAGAGGGCCACACUAAAACCGUACUUUGCCUGAAGGUGGUGAAUGAUUUGGUGUUCAGUGGCUCAAGUGACCAGUCUGUACAUGCAUAUAAUAUACAUACAGGAGAACUGGUGAGGAUCUAUAAGGGUCACAGUCAUGCCGUCUCUGUGGUGGCAAUUUUGGGAAAGGUGAUGGUCACUGCGUGCCUUGACAAACUGGUCCGUGUGUACGAGUUACAGUCUCAUGACAGACUUCAGGUAUAUGGUGGACAUUCAGACAUGGUGAUGUGUAUGGUCAUCCAUAAGAGCAUGAUCUACACAGGCUGCUAUGAUGGAAGCGUGCAAGCAGUCCGAUUGAACCUGAUCCAGAACUACCGCUGCUGGUGGUAUGGCUGUACAUUAAUUUUUGGCGUGAUGGAGCACCUGCAGCAUCACCUGCUGAACGACCACACCAACCCGGCACAGCAGGUGUUUAAAUGUCGCUGGAGAAACUGCGACUCCUUCUUCACCACCCGUAACGGCUCCAACCAGGCAGUGCAUUCUCAUAUGCAGAAACACGGCAAGGAAGACAGUAUCAUGGAGCCAUAAGGGGCCAAGGGAGUUUGCAUCACACAUCUAAUCUCCUCGUUUCCCAUAUUGGGAAUAUCUCAUUCAACCCUCACCAGAGGAGCCCUCUUCAUGGGCAUAUUUUUAUAUGAGCCAUCAGAUACCAACAACUCCCACUUAGAUUAAAGAAAAGAUGACAGUACUCAUGCCACUAUCUAAAUAAUGAUGGUCUGAAUGGUUUUAAUCUUACUGAGAAAUUGGUUUCAUGUUAAAUAAUUGUCCUAUAAAAAAAAAAAAAUCUUAAGAAUUUCGUAGAAAAUUGUGGCAUCAAAUUUUUUAGUUUUUUCAUAUAUAAAACAAAGAAAAGGUUCUUCUCGCUAAGUGGAGUUGUUGGUAUUCUAAUUAAAGGAAAUCUUUUACAUUUGUUUCCUCUUUUUCACUUCUCUCUAUCAGAAGUGUGGAGAAUGCUAGUUUAUUUUAUACUGACAUGGCAUUGCUCUAAUACUGUUCUGCAAGGGAUGGAUUUGCACAGCAUUAGUGUCCUCCUUUCAUAUUUUGGCUCUCAUCUGAUCUUUCACUGUAUUGUCGGCUCUGAGAUUUACUGACCAAAUAAAGACGACUGAAACAAACAAACCUUGGGAAACCUUUGGGUACCAGUAUAGCAGAAGAGUUGCUGCAGCUCCCUCAGCACAACGUAUAGUUUAGAAUUGUGUCUGCAUUGUAUGGGUUUGAAGAUGCUUCUGAUCACAAGUGUUAUAAGAAAGCAUAAUAUUUGUGUCUUGUUGAGCAACUAGAUUUCAUUUGAAUAAAGAUCACCUUUUUCCUCAUGUCGCAUCAGUUCCCCCCCAAGAGUUUAAUGGCAUAAUAGCUACACCUGACAUUUCAAUCUGGUUUCCAAAUACAAUUUAUUAUUGUUCAUUUAUAUGUAAUUGUUGGAAUAAACCUGUGCCAAGUCAAAUAUGCGGAUCACGGACGGUCUGCUGUGGCGACCCCUAACGGGAGCAGCCGCAAGAAGAAGAAAAAGAUAUGUAAUUGUUUGAGUGUAAUCUUUUCCUCAAUAUUUGGGGAAAUUUUUGGCUUUUAUUUUUGUUUUUUAGGUUUCUAUGUGGUUGCUCACCAAAGGUGAGGCAAAGUUGAAGGAUACAGGCGUGACUCUUGCAGUUGAAAUGGGUUUGCUGUGCUGUAGACAGAGUGAAAUGUGACAGUUGGUGUGCGUGAGCCUUUGAGAACAUGGAUGAAUGUGUUUUAUGGGUCAGUGUUAUUACAAGAAGACAUUUUUAUUUUACUUAUUUUUCCCUGUUGUGAAAGAGUGGGUUUGUUUUUUUUUUUUCUUCAAAGUUGGGAGUAUUUUGUAAGGGCUUUUGUGCUGUUGAGAUUUGUAGUUUUAUGAAAGUACAGGUGGGCAGAGUGGCAUGUAGCCAAGUGCACUGCACUCUGCUGGAGAAGACUUUUAUUGUGCUGUUUGAGUAUGGAAGUUGCAUGGGAGAUAAACAUGGGAGCUGUUUUUAUGGAGUUGGGAACGUAUUACCUUCCUUGGCAUAAUCCUCAAUCUGUUACCAGCACACAUAUACAAAAACAGCCUUAAGUUAGUAUAACAUGAACUGCUAACAUUUGGUUACAUCUUAAUUUCAUAAAGAUGUGCUUUCACAGCUUUCUAAUAGUUGAUUUUAUAUACAGUGACAAUAAUAUCUCCGCAGUGGAGGCGGACCAUUUUUCUGCCUUCUGCACAACCGUGAAGUGUUUUAUUUUGAACUAUACAUGGUCUCUUUUUUUUUUUUUUUUUUGUGGUCAUUUUGUGAUAGAUGCACAGCUUAUUCGACCCAUUCGUGACCUUUGAAAAGCUCUUUUGCUAUAAUUGUGUGUUGCUGAGGAGAGAAUGCAGUUAACCUCUUACCUGGUAUUCCCAAGUUUCUCAUAUUUGUUCAUUUCAAAUGCUGUUAAAUUGUUAUUGACAUUUUGUAUGCAAACGCUAUUGAGAGGAAACCAUAUAGGAAUAAAAAGAUAAAUACUGUGUUAUUUGUUCAACAUUUCUUGUCAACAUCCAAUAAGAACAUCUGUUUAAAACGUUGUCUGCUUUUGACCUUAGAGGUUAUGUUUCAGUAUAUUAUUUGGGACUUUUUAUGA
Molecule: messenger RNA, 7205 nt
Organism: Xyrauchen texanus (razorback sucker)
Lineage: Eukaryota; Metazoa; Chordata; Actinopteri; Cypriniformes; Catostomidae
Product: zinc finger protein 106-like
Cellular component (GO): cytosol; membrane
Molecular function (GO): SH3 domain binding; RNA binding
Source: RefSeq, a predicted model, not a curated record